AUGUCGUUGGCCAGGGAAAAAUAUCUGAAAAGGAAAAGAGAACUGCUUGGGAACAUAAACAUAAUUGACAAUAACUUAGGAGAAAAGAAGGAACCAACUUUGGAGGAAAGAAAAAGAGAAGGGAAAAAUGAAGAGAAUCCCUAUAAACGUAAGAAUGAGCAAACGUUAAGGGGAGAUAGAGAGCACCGUGCGGAGGAUGAGUGGGGGAGCCAGGGGAGGAGGGGCCCCCCCGAGGGCGGCAGCUCUGGCGGCUACAACCAGAUAAGUCAUAGGAAAAACGAUCGGGGGUACCACGCGGACCGGUUACACAACGCGGACCGAUUGUACAGCGCGGAUCGAUCACACCACGCCGACCGAUCACAUCACACCGACCGAUCACACCUCGGAGAGCCCACGCGACAGGGGAAGAAAGAACCCCCGCUGGGCGCAAACCAAAGCAAACCAAUUCCCACGAGGAAUAAGGAUACCCCCGUCUUCAGCAAAAGCAACACGCCCGAUGACGCGCAGCAGUGGAACAUCCGCCCGGAAAAACUAGGGAGGGACUCCUCCAAUGUGAGUCAAAGCGCACAUAGCUUCCGCUCAGUGAAUGAAAACACGUCAAACAAGGAUGUAGAACUGAUGAAGCAGAGGGAAAAGAAGGGACCUCCCCCCGAGAGUACCACCUCAUACGAGAUGCUAACCAAUUUAAGCAACAUAGAAAUAAACGACAGCGCAGCUUUGCUAAUAUACGCCUGCAAGUUGUUGCUGCAAAUGUGUGGGAAGGAAAAUGAAAAUAAAGUUAAGAUGAACAUGUCCCUCUCGUCGGUUGAAAUGUUAAGAGAGAUAAAAAACAGAAAUAGGAAAAAUGUAAAGUUACUCAAAAUAAACAUCCUAAAUGAGGUACUCACGUAUAUGUCUCUUAACAGAGGAGGAGAGGGGGGUCCAGUUGGUACAAAUGUAGGUGAGCCGAGUCUAGAAAAGCAUAAAGAAAUAAAGCUAGAGGAGGCCUGCAUCGACAUAGAAAACGUGGGCAUAAGCAUCAUAAUAAAAGUUAUCCACAUAAAGAAUGUGAAGAAUUUACUCAUGAAGUGUCUGUUUCAACAGGGUAAGGGCAGCGCACGGGGGGGAGAUGGAAUAGGCGUAGGAAGAGGCAUAAAGAAAAGUGACUGGGGAAAUGUCGAGGAUAAAAAAGGCGCGCGUGUGCAAAUCCCGUAUGGGUAUCGACCCACCGGGGGGACAGACGGCAGCGGGAGUAACACGUACAACUCGCUUCUGCAAGAAAAUGAAAAAAAAAAAAAAAAAAUUCUUAACCAAAGUCAUGCCAUGGAGUAUGAAGCAAAGUAUGGAGAGGGUGCCCAAGGGGGGAACAAAUAUAGCCAAAGUGACGAGGCCAAACAUGCUAACAACAGUAGUGGGAGCAACAAAAUAAACUAUCUGGAAAAUUUACUUAACGAACCAACGGCGAAGGAAAAGAAAAUAAAACAGGAGAAGAUCAACAUCCUAUCGAUAAUCGAAGCCCCGACGGUGAUUGAAGAAAUGAGAAUAAAAAAAUUUCAAAAAAAAGAAGACUCUGUAAAGAUUAUAUGCCCACAUUUGACGAAAAAGGCAUGCCAAAAGCACAACAAAGAAUGCAACAAGGUUCAUUUUAAGAAAAUUAUAUCCGAGCAUACAGAUGUGUCAUUGGGAGACUGCUCCUAUUUAGACACCUGCAGGCAUAUUGAAACGUGCAAAUUCGUUCAUUACGCGGUGGAUAAAGACGACCAGGUAGUAGGCACCCAUCAAGAAUGUGUAAGCGAGAAGAAAGUGCACAUUUUCAGCAUGACGGAUAAUACCUACGGACCGCAGUGGAUACGAUGCGAUUUAAGAAACUUUGACUUGAGUAUCUUCAACCAGUACGUUAGUGUGGUGAUGGCAGACCCUCCGUGGGACAUCCAUAUGGAUUUACCUUACGGGACGAUGACAGAUAAUGAAAUGAAGCUGCUACCUGUGCAGCUGAUACAAGAUGAAGGCAUGAUCUUUUUGUGGGUCACUGGUAGGGCCAUGGAAUUGGCAAGGGAGUGCCUGCAAAUAUGGGGUUACAAAAGGGUGGAAGAAAUUUUAUGGGUCAAAACGAAUCAUUUGCAAAGGAUCAUAAGAACGGGUAGGACUGGCCACUGGCUUAAUCAUUCUAAGGAGCAUUGCCUAGUUGGCAUCAAGGGAAACCCCGUUGUUAACAGAAAUAUCGACUGCAACGUUAUCGUGUCGGAGGUGAGAGAAACUUCUAGGAAGCCCGACGAAAUUUACUCCCUCAUAGAGCGAAUGUGCCCUCAGAAUUUAAAAAUCGAGCUUUUCGGGAGGCCCCACAACAUCAGGAGCAACUGGAUCACCCUGGGGAACCAGCUGAACGGCGUGGUUUUGCACCACCCCCAGAUUAAGGAGAGGUAUAAUAAGAUCGCCGCCAAGUUCAGCAUGCCGCUCUGCGGGGAGUAGCACUCAGGUGGUGCGCGUCAGCACUACAUUUCUGUGGCGUAGCGGCUACGUAGUACCCACGUGGGAAAUGCACAGUAAAGAGGUAAUCCAUCUGGAGGAAGCCCCGUUUCGGUGCCACCGCAAGCUGGCAAACAUUCGGAGCGCGGGAUGGUGUGGUAUACGCCCGGGGAGCAAACUUUGAAGGUGUUAACUGGGGGAUUCCGCAAACCGGUAAGGGGCGAGGCGAACCGUGUAAAAUUCAGCAGCGCUGGCAUGUUGCUUCGCCCCCCGCCGUUAGCCAACAUCUGCGCAGUCGAAGUUGCGUCUGCGUUUGCAGCGGUUUGGCGAGGCCACGUCGGCGCAAGCGCGUAUGUAACUACGCACACCUAUGUGUACAUCGCAUGUGGCGUAGCUUUAUUUUUUUUUUUUUGUGAACCAAAUUUUGUAACCGUCGAGUCCUCUCACAGUUCCACCACUUCAAUGAGCAGCAUUAAAUUUUGUUGUCCCUUUUUUUUUUUUUUUUUUGUAAAGAAAAUUGUCCAUA
Molecule: messenger RNA, 2971 nt
Organism: Plasmodium vivax (malaria parasite P. vivax)
Lineage: Eukaryota; Apicomplexa; Aconoidasida; Haemosporida; Plasmodiidae
Exons: 1
Coding region: 1-2448 (815 amino acids)
Cellular component (GO): RNA N6-methyladenosine methyltransferase complex
Source: RefSeq, a predicted model, not a curated record